Physeter macrocephalus (sperm whale) is the source of this 1617-nucleotide messenger RNA. RefSeq names its product UPF0729 protein C18orf32 homolog. The record is from RefSeq and is a predicted model, not a curated record. The transcript has a single exon. Lineage: Eukaryota; Metazoa; Chordata; Mammalia; Artiodactyla; Physeteridae. The coding region runs from base 4 to 312 and encodes 102 amino acids. Gene Ontology annotation, biological process: positive regulation of canonical NF-kappaB signal transduction.
ACAAUGGUGUACAUUCCCUGCAUCGUCAUUCUAGUUCUGCUCUGGGUCUACAAAACGUUCCUGGAACCAUGUAUAUACCCUCUGAUUUCCCCCUUUGUUAGUUGUAGGUGGCCUAGGAAAGCUAUACGAGAAUCCAACGAUAAAAACAAAGGCAAAAUAGACUGUAAGGGUGCAGACAUAAAUGGAUUACCAACAAGACGACUAACAGAAAUCUCUGAUAAAAAGAAAGACUUAAGUGACUGUCCCAAAGGAUCUCAUUGUUUGAAAAAUGGAUCUGAUCGUAUGAGGCGCCUUCUUUGUACUUGUCUCUGAUCUUUUUCCCUGAGACCAGAAUUUGGGCUAGACAGUUUAUAUAUUUACCUGACACUAAUCAGGAAAUACCUGGUAUUUGCAUUUAAAAUGUAGCUAGUUAUAUUUAAUGACCUCAUUCCUGAGUUCCUUUUUCAUUAAAGUAGCUUUCAUUUCUUUUAUUGCAGUUUUAAAAAUAUGAAAAAAUAAAAGGUUCAUGCCAAUAGACACUGCUACUAAAUCAGUCCCUAAAAAUCCUUGGGCCUCUAGUUUUUAUUCAGGCUCUUCAAAUUUGAGGAGUAUAAUUUUACUGUGAAACAGUGCAGUGAGACUGUGCAGUGAAACGAAAGGUAGUUUUUGGAGAUGAUAAUGACUUGAAACAUAAAAAUGUAAUUACUGUCUAACUCAAUGGAGCAGCUUAUCUAUGAGAGUAGUAAUUACUGUUUAUUGCUCUGAGGAAGAUAGAAAAGACAGGGAAAUGGGGUAACCUCUCUGAAAAAUGGAACAUCUUUAACAUAAAUGGCUAAUGUAUAUUAUAAAAUUCUAAUCCUUGUCGUAUCCUUCUAUUCCUAUGAAUGUAUUAUUAAAUAUUCAAUUUAGCUUGUUGUUCUUUUUUCUUUUAAAAUAUAAAUAUGUAAAAGUAAGAUUUUUUAACCACAUCAGAAAUCAGGAUUGUAAUAGUGUGAUGGCAUUAGGAUAGUUAUGGAGCAGCAAUAUUUUUUUUCUUCUUUUUUUUUAAAGUUUAGAUUGUAUCAGUUAUUUUGUUCCAUAAUAAGACACUAAAAUUCGUGGUUUUCAGCAACAGUGACGUGACUGGACAGUUAUUUGCUGGUCUGGGCCUCUCCACAUGAUCUUUCAUCCCGGGCCUCUUCAUUUUAGUGUAAGGAUCUAUAAAUAUUCAAAGAUGAUGAGACGUAUCUCUAUAGAAUAUUUAUUUUCUCUGAAGCAAAGAGAAGUUAGAAAGGACUCCCUGCCUUGGGUCCCCAGUGAAGUCCUGGGUCCUAACUGAGGCUCUGUUAAGCUGUGUCUGGUCAAGUCAUUGAUCUACCUUGGACUUCCUUUGAUAUAAAUGUGUUUCAACUUUUCCGCCCCAGCCUACCUGAGGGAUAAGAUAAAUUCUCAUUAGCACUAAAUCCAGUUGAUUAAUUUAGUUUGUUUUUUAAGGUAUUAAAAACUAUAUUAUGAAAAUAGCAGAUGUUCAUAGUAGAACAAUGCAAGGGCAGGUUAAAUGAAAAGUUAAUGUUCUUUCUCUACUCUCAUUUCUUUGUUCUAGCUCCACAGAUGUAACGACUAUUAGCUUUUUGUAUAGCCUUCUAGCAACUUUCUUAA